Molecule: messenger RNA, 863 nt
Organism: Hypoxylon trugodes
Lineage: Eukaryota; Fungi; Ascomycota; Sordariomycetes; Xylariales; Hypoxylaceae
Exons: 3
Coding region: 251-709 (152 amino acids)
Molecular function (GO): carbon-sulfur lyase activity
Source: RefSeq, a predicted model, not a curated record
AUGUGUAUAUAAAGGAUUAUACGACUACUGUGAGUUUCACUUUUUGAAUUUCGAUGUACUACCACGUAUCAUCCUCCUCUAUUUCUGAGCUAUCGCUGCUGAAUACAGGGGCUUUGAUCCUGUCACCUCUCACGAAGUAAGUGGCGUUUACCGAGAAACAGCAGAAGCCACCAAGAGGGGAGUGGAUGUAGGAGCGACAGACAGGAAGAAGAAAAAAAGCAAAACCAAAGGAAAGGGAAAAUAAAAAGCAAUGGGCGCUUCGGAACAAGGAGGACAGGAGGAGAGUGGCACGUAUGAGGGUGGCUGCCACUGUGGAUACAUCAAAUUCUCAGUCACACUGUCACCGCCGCUACCCGAGUAUACAGUCAUGAAUUGCAGCUGUUCUGGGUGUUUCCGCCUAGGAUAUCUGCUUGUGUACCCCAAAGCCAAAGACGUAGUAUGGCAUAACGACGGGCGAAAACGAUGUGCUAGCUACCGCUUCAACACUAAGACGAAAGACCAGAUGUUCUGCCCCAAGUGCGGUACCAGUAUAGGCAUCGACUUCGAGGCCGUCCAUAAGGAACAUACAUACGGUAUUAGUGUUCGUGCGCUCUACGGUAUCAAUAUCGAUGAACUAAACUACAAGAAGCUUAAAGGAGUGACACGGGUCGAGCCCGCAUAUGACUUAUCCGGACAUAUUUGGGAUGAGGAGAAGCAGGAAAUGAGAUAGGCUACUUGAAGUAAUUAGUAAACCACCGGGUCUCCGAGGCUAUUCUGAGACUUACAUACAUAUAUCAAUGCAGUAGUGUGAGAAAUAAAUUGCCUCACAAGUUAAGGGGCUUGAUGUCUGAGCACCCAGCGAAUCGUUGCUUUGAUAUGUCAAC